Molecule: messenger RNA, 1599 nt
Organism: Vicia villosa (hairy vetch)
Lineage: Eukaryota; Viridiplantae; Streptophyta; Magnoliopsida; Fabales; Fabaceae
Product: fatty acyl-CoA reductase 1-like
Exons: 10
Coding region: 24-1502 (492 amino acids)
Biological process (GO): suberin biosynthetic process; long-chain fatty-acyl-CoA metabolic process
Cellular component (GO): intracellular membrane-bounded organelle
Molecular function (GO): alcohol-forming very long-chain fatty acyl-CoA reductase (NADP+) activity
Source: RefSeq, a predicted model, not a curated record
UAUCACUUUCAUUCUUUUCUAUAAUGAACUCUGGAAGCAUGCAAGACUUCUUCAAGGGAAAAACUAUUUUAGUUACUGGCUCAACUGGUUUCUUGGCAAAAGUUUUUAUUGAAAAGAUACUAAGGAUCCAACCUGACAUAAAAAAAUUGUAUCUACUCCUAAGAGCUUCAAACUCUGAUUUGGCUGCACAUCGCUUGCAAACUGAGGUUUUUGAAAUUGAUUUAUUUCGAGUACUACGUGGCGAGUUGGGUGAAGAUUUUGAUUCUUUCGUGUCAGAGAAGGUUGUAGCAAUUGCAGGAGAUGUUGGUAUUGAAAAUUUAGGAAUAAAAGAUGAAAAGCUUAAAAAUGAGAUGUUUGAAGAGAUAGACGUUAUUGUCCAUUCUGCUGCAACUACCAAUUUUGAUGAAAGAUUUGAUAUAUCAAUGGAUGUUAAUACAAAAGGAGCUUUACAUGCAUUGAACUUUGCAAAGAAUUGUCAUAAACUAAAGGCUUUUGUGCACAUAUCCACUGCAUAUGUGUGUGGAGAUGCUAAGUAUGAAAAUGGAAUAGUAAGAGAGAAAGCAUUUGAGAUGGAUCAAUCUCUAAAGGAGACCUCAAAAUUAGAUAUACACAAAGAAAUGAAAUUGUUGGAGGAAAAAAUAGCUGAACUCAAAACAAUGAAUGCAGAUGAAAGUACAAUGAAAUUUGCAUUGAAAGAUUAUGGAAUGGAACGAGCAAAUUUGCAUGGAUGGCCAAACUCAUAUGUAUUCACAAAAGCAAUGGGAGAGAUGCUUUUAGUGCACCAUAAAGAAAAUGUAGCAUUGAUCAUUAUACGCCCUACAAUAGUAACCAGUACUUUCAAUGAUCCAUUUCCUGGUUGGAUUGAAGGUGUAAGAACUAUUGACAAUGUGAUAUAUAGCUAUGGUAAAGGAAAACUGAAGUCUUUUGUUGGGGACCCCAUAACAAUUCUAGAUGCAAUACCUGCAGACAUGGUCAUCAAUUGUGUAAUUGCAGCUAUCUUUAUGCAUUCAAAUCAACCUCCUAAGAAUUUCAUCUACCAUGUUUCUUCAUCAAUAAGAAAUCCUCUCAGAUAUUCUGAUAUUCGCAAUUUUUGCCAUCGAUAUUUCACGAAAAACCCGUGCAUUGAUCAAAAUGGAAAGCCAAUAGAUGUUUUGAAUCCAUUUCGGGUGAAUAAUUUUGAUGCUUUCAACAUUUAUAUGACAGCCACACAGAGGGUCUUAAAUUUGGUGAGCAAAAUAUGUCCCAAUAGCUUCCAAGAUGUUUAUGAUAAGAAAAGUAGAGAAAUUAGAAUGAUGCAUCGACUGGGAACACUAUACAAACCUUAUGUCUAUUUUAAGUUAGUCUUUGAUGAUACAAACACAGAAAUUUUGAGGAAGGCAACAAAGGGUGAUGAUCCAAAGAUGGAGAAUGUAGAAUUAAAAUUUGACCCCACUAUCAUUGACUGGACAGACUAUAUGAUGAAUACACACAUUCCUGGCCUCGUCAAGUAUCAAAUGAAAUAGUCUUCAAAAUUGUGUGUAUUUGAAUAAAACUAGUGUUUGUGUGCAUUGAAAUUGUGUGUAUUGAAUAAACCACCUAAGUCUUGAUUUUAUGUGGGUG